AUGGCUCGGAGCGCUGCGUCAAGUAGGCGACACUUUGCGAAGCUGGCUGCGACGGUUGCAUUCUCGCUGUCUUUCCUGCCGGCCCUCACCCGAGCUGCUCAGAUAUCCUCACUGAAGGUCACCUGUACCGGCUCUGCCGACAACGGUCCCUGCAACUUCGAUAGCACCCCAGGUCAAGUGAGCGUUAGCCAGGACCUUCUCCUGUCGUGGACCGUCGACAACUCCACCGCUCCUAGCGCCGCCCCUGGCACCCCAGAAACCUUUGACCUCUUCAUCCUCCCUGGAAAUCGAUCGAUAUGGGAGUCCCAACAUCAAAUCAGUCCGCCGGACAACUCAUACCUAGCUCGCAAUGUUGCCGUUCCCGCCCUCCAGCAAGCCUUCCGGAUACCUUCAAAUCUUACCGCUUUAUCCUCAUACGUGCUGGCAACAUGGCAAUCUGACUAUAAUUCCUCAUAUCUGGGUGCGACUUUCACAAUCGCUGCCGCUCCUAGCAAUGGCACAGACAUCCAGGCUCCUCCGAAAUCUAAAGGCGGCUCCUAUAUUGCCCUUAUCAUGGGGUUGUGUGCGGUGUUCGGCUUGAUCUUCCUCUUGACCGGAUUCUUCACCUGGCGGUGGAUUGUGAGAAAUCGCCCAGGUUACAAGGAGAGGAAGAUGCAGCGAAAACACGGCAUCAGUGUCAUCGCCUACCGAAUCCGACGCUUUUACGAGAACGUGGACCAGAAGCUGCACUCGUUGACCAGAGGUCACAGCCGGUCAAACUCGGCAGCGUCUACGCACAACAAUGCCGCCCACGACGACCCGAACAAGUCGCAUGUCGAUCUGGAUGUGGAGUCCCUCCGCGUCGCAAAAGACGACAUCCGCAUGUCCCCUCAAAUAUCCCAUCCUGCACUCCAAGUUAGAUCACAAAGCCCUCCACCACCGUCUCCCACCCACUCAAUCUCCCCAUCUGCGCGAGCAAGCCACGAAGAUCUCGAGGACCCACACCCGCUACCCCUCGGCACCAAGCCUGUGAGGCCGGCAGCCCCUUGCUUCCGCCCAUCGGAAGACCGGACAAUCCUUCCGCCAAGAUUAUGCAAGACAUAUGUCUGGCAAUCGCAGGACCCUCCUAGUCCGCGCGACAAGGAAUCGAUCCACCGUGUAUCUGGAGCUGAUUUUUACGAAGACUUCGAAGACGAUCGUGCCUUGUUGACGAAUGCCAAGUCGAUGGCGUGCAUGAAGGAUAGGGGUUGGGAUGAUCAUGGGAAGGAAUGA
Messenger RNA from Fimicolochytrium jonesii, 1251 nucleotides. RefSeq lists its product as uncharacterized. The record is from RefSeq and is a predicted model, not a curated record. The coding region runs from base 1 to 1251 and encodes 416 amino acids. Lineage: Eukaryota; Fungi; Chytridiomycota; Chytridiomycetes; Spizellomycetales; Powellomycetaceae. The transcript has a single exon.